AUGCAACAUGCUGUUUCAAACAUCAACAACAAAAUCUGGAUCUUCUGGGAUCAAGAUUUCACUGGUACUAUCCUUGAUCAGGAUGAGCAACAAAUCACAGUAGAGUUGAGACAUGUUGAGGCUGCUGAAACCAUUCUGCUCACCAUCAUCUAUGCCAAGUGCAAACCAGGGUUAAGGAAACCACUCUGGGAUUACCUGAGAACCAGAGCAGCAUCUUCUAAUUCCCCAUGGUGUGUAUUUAGAGAUUUUAAUGUCAUAGCCUCCAUUGAAGAGAAGAUAGGUGGCAUCCCCUAUCAAGUCAAUAAAAGUGUGGAUUUUUUGAGCAUGAUUGAAGACUGUGGUCUUACAGAUUUAGGAUUCUAUGGUUCUAUAUACACAUGGUCUAAUGGAAGAGGUCCUUGUUCUAUAGUCUGGAAGAGACUAGAUAGGGGAAUGGUCAAUGACAACUGGAUAGCUUCUUAUCCUGCUACUACCAUCACUCACCUGGCUUCUACAGGAUCAGAUCACUCACCCCUGCUCAUGGAAAUGCAUGUCAGGCCUGAUAAUGAAACUAGAUACUUCAAAUUUUUGAACUGCUGGACUGAAAAUCAAUCAUUUCUGCCUUUGGUUCAACAAGUUUGGAUGAUGCAAGUUUGUGGCAAUCCAACGUGGAUUUUUCACCAGAAAAUUAAAGCCUUGUGUUCUGCCAUCUCCAAAUGGUCUAGGCAAGAGUAUAGUGAUAUCUUCCACAAAGCAAAAGAAUUUGAAGAGAAAGCUAGAAAAGCUGAGGAAAUCUGGGCUCAAUCUAAUAGAGAGGAAGACAGAGAAAUUGCUCUUGAGCUCAAUGCCAAAUAUGUUCAAUUCCUGAAAACUGAAGAAGCAGUUUUAAAGCAAAAAACUCAGCUACAAUGGUUUAAGGAUGGUGAUGCUAAUUCCAAGUACUUCCACAGUUUAAUCAGAGGAAGAAGGAGAAAGCUCUACAUCCAUAAAAUCAAAGAUGAAGAUGGGGACUAG
Nicotiana attenuata is the source of this 993-nucleotide messenger RNA. RefSeq lists its product as uncharacterized. The record is from RefSeq and is a predicted model, not a curated record. Lineage: Eukaryota; Viridiplantae; Streptophyta; Magnoliopsida; Solanales; Solanaceae. The transcript has a single exon. The coding region runs from base 1 to 993 and encodes 330 amino acids.